This is a messenger RNA of Cricetulus griseus (Chinese hamster), 948 nucleotides long. The record is from RefSeq and is a predicted model, not a curated record. Lineage: Eukaryota; Metazoa; Chordata; Mammalia; Rodentia; Cricetidae.
AUGGGGAAAUCAAGCAGAGUGAACCAAUCUGGUGCUUCAGACUUCCUCCUUCUGGGACUCUCUGAGCAUCCAGGUGAGCAGCCUCUUCUAUUUGGCAUCUUUCUGGGCAUGUACCUGGUCACUAUGGUGGGGAACCUGCUCAUCAUCCUUGUCAUCAGCUCUGAUGCACACCUCCAUACUCCUAUGUACUUCUUCUUGGCAAAUCUGUCCCUAACUGAUGCUUGUUUUACCUCUGCCUCAGUCCCCAAAAUGCUUGCCAACAUUCAUAGCCACAGUCAGACCAUCUCCUAUUCUGGGUGCCUUACCCAGCUAUAUUUCCUCUUGAUGUUUGGUGGCCUUGACAACUGCCUUCUGGCUGUGAUGGCAUAUGACCGCUAUGUAGCUAUCUGCCAGCCACUCCAUUACAGCACAGCUAUGAGUCCCCAACUCUGUGCACUAAUGCUGUGUAUGUACUGGGUGCUGACCAACUGUCCUGCCCUCAUACACACACUACUGUUGACCCGUGUGGCUUUCUGUGCCCACACAGCCAUCCCCCACUUCUACUGUGACCCCAGUGCUCUGCUAAAACUUGCCUGCUCUGACACCCACAUUAAUGAGCUGAUGAUCAUUGCCAUGGGCUUGGUGUUUCUUGCUAUUCCUCUCAUGUUGAUCGUCUUCUCCUAUGUCCGCAUUUCCUGGGCUGUGUUGGGCAUCCCUUCUCCUGGAGGGCGUUGGAAAGCCUUCUCUACCUGUGGCUCUCAUCUUACAGUUGUUCUACUCUUCUAUGGAUCUCUGAUGGGUGUGUAUUUACUUCCUCCAUCAACUCACUCUGCAGAGAGGGAAAGCAGGGCUGCCAUUCUCUACAUGAUUGUCAUUCCCAUGCUGAACCCAUUCAUCUACAGCUUGAGGAAUAGAGACAUGAAGGAGGCGUUGGGCAAACUUUUUGGUGGUGGAAAAGCAGUCUUCUGA